Messenger RNA from Ipomoea triloba (trilobed morning glory), 1080 nucleotides. RefSeq lists its product as uncharacterized. Lineage: Eukaryota; Viridiplantae; Streptophyta; Magnoliopsida; Solanales; Convolvulaceae. The record is from RefSeq and is a predicted model, not a curated record. Bases 1 to 780 code for a protein of 259 amino acids. The transcript is spliced from 9 exons.
AUGGAGUAUGAAGAUCAAGUUCAUGAGCCAAAAUACAACUGCCUUCUUUUCGAUGUUGAUGAUACGCUCUAUCCCUAUAGUUCUGGUGUAUCAGCACAGUGCACCCGGAACAUUAAUGAAUAUAUGAUUCAAACUCUAGGCAUUGAAGAGAUCAAAGUUCCAGAAAUGUGCGUGCAACUGUACAAGGAUUAUGGAACAACAAUGGCUGGCCUGAGGGCAAUGGACUACGACUUUGAUUAUGAUGAUUACCAUAGUUAUGUGCACGGGAGAUUGCCUUAUGACAUAUUAAAGCCUGACCCCGUUCUUAGGAAUCUUUUGCAGAGCUUGCCUCUCCGAAAAGUUAUAUUCUCAAAUGCAAAUGACGCCCACGUAGCAAAAGUUCUGAACAUCUUGGGAUUAGAGGACUGCUUUGAAGAGAUUAUAACGUUUGAGAGUUUGAACCCUAAGCACAAUAGCAAUGAAUCUGAGAGGGAUAGUGAAAUCCCGAAGACACCAAUUGUUUGCAAACCAUUUGAAGAAGCUUUUGAACAAGCCUUUAAAAUUGCUGGAAUUGAACCUAAAAAGACGCUGUUCUUCGAUGACUCCAUUCGUAAUCUACAGACUGCUAAACAUAUGGGCCUCGGCACUGUGUGGGUGGGUGCCGCGAAUAGCACAGUAGGCAUUGAUUAUGCUCUAGAGAGCAUUCACAACAUGAAGGAAGCAAUACCAGAGAUAUGGGAAGCUGUUCACAACUCAGAUGUUCACUAUCCUGAGAAGACUCCAAUUGCAGUCAUAUCUUAGAUUUAGUUUUAUACUUAGCUUUAUUCACUGAAAAACAGAUGAACUGUUUUCCUUUUUUACGAGUAACUUUUGUUCUUUUUUUGUAAAUUGCCCCUUCAUAUUUGUGCACAAAGGAUAAAUCAGAAUUACCCCUCAGCUAUAUUACUGUGCAUUUCAUGUGAAGACUAGUAAAUGCUUGUAAGCAGGUGCCUAGGAAUGCAGGUUGGAUUAUUAUUUUGUAAGAAUUGUAAGGUUGUAAGAACUGCAAUAAAUCUGAAUUUUCUUGGCCAUGGCAAUGUAUUGUACACUUCUGUUGUUUCA